CCGUGGGGAGCGCGCUGGGGCCGUGCCCCCGCCCCGGGCAGCCGAUUUGUAACCGGCUUUUAGAAGUUCCCGCGACGUGUCCCUCCUCGCCUUUCCCCGAGUGCCCGCUUUGCGCACACCCUCUUUAUCCGUGGGCCGUGGGAGCGCGGGCUCGCUCGGGCCGAUUUGGGGAGAAGCCGGAAGAAGGCAGGUACAUGAGGCAUCUGGGCAAAUACAGAGAGGAUCUGUAGCAUAAGCUGUGGGUGGCUCCCCCUGACGCCUCCAGAAACAGACUGGAAUCUGAGACUUCAGGCCCCAGAGAAAGUGUACACGACCAGAACAGUGCAAUGGCGGUGGCCCUGGGUUGCGCGAUCCAGGCCUCGUUGAAUCAGGGCUCCGUGUUUCAAGACUAUGAUGCCGACUGUGAAGUCUUCCGUCAGCGCUUUAGGCAGUUCCAGUACAAAGAAGCGGCCGGGCCUCAUGAAGCUUUCAACAAACUCUGGGAGCUUUGCUGUCAGUGGCUGAAGCCAAAGCUGCGUUCUAAGGAACAAAUCCUGGAGCUGCUGGUGUUGGAGCAGUUCCUAACCAUUCUGCCCACGGAGAUAGAGACCUGGGUGAGGGAACAUUGCCCAGAGAAUAGAGAAAGAGUUGUGUCACUGAUUGAAGACUUACAGAGAGAACUGGAGAUACCAGAGCAACAGAUCGAUAGGCAGGAAAUGCUGUUGGAGGAGCUGGUACCAGUGGGCCCGGCACACGUACCACCAAACAUCCACCUGGAGUCGCCCCCACUGCAAGUGAUGGGACCCGCCCCAGAGGCCCCCGUGGCAGAGGCCUGGAUGCCCCAGGCGGGGCUGCCGGAGCUGGGCUACGGUGCUGCCGAGGAUUGCCGGCCCUUCCUGGACCCUGGAUAUCCAAUACCAAAGCUUGACGUGAGCUUUCCAUUGGAGCCUCGGGAAGAAGCGUGGGUGAAGGAACUACAAGAGUCCAAAGAAAUGAAGCAAUUACUUGAUUCCAAGAUAGGUUUUGAGAUCGGGAUAGAAAAUGAAGAUGAUACUUCAAAACAGAAAAAACUGGAGAACAUGUACCCAUUUAUUGUUACUCUAGAGGGGAAUGCUCUCCACGGGCCCAUCUUGCAGAAGGACUAUGUACAGUUGGAGAAUCAAUGGGAGAGCCCCCCAGAGGAUUUACAGACAGAUUUAACAAAACUGGUAGAUCAACAAGACCCCCCGGCAGGAGAGAAACCUGAAAAUUCCACCGUGGAAGAACCUCUCAACCCCAGGCCCCAGAAGAAAAAGAGUCCAGGGGACAAACCUCACCGAUGUCCUCAGUGUGGGAAGUGUUUUGCUCGGAAGUCACAACUUACAGGGCACCAGAGAAUUCACUCAGGAGAGGAACCCCAUAAAUGCCCUGAGUGUGGAAAAAGAUUCCUCCGUAGUUCAGACCUUUAUAGACACCAACGGCUUCACACGGGGGAGAGACCCUAUGAGUGCACCGUGUGUAACAAGCGAUUCACUCGGCGGUCACACCUGAUAGGCCACCAGAGAACCCAUUCUGAAGAAGAAACGUACAAAUGCCUGGAGUGUGGGAAAAGCUUUUGUCAUGGAUCGAGUCUCAAAAGACAUCUGAAAACGCAUUCGGGUGAAAAACCUCACAGAUGUCACAGUUGUGGUAAAAGUUUUAGUAGACUGACAGCUCUAACUUUGCAUCAGAGAACUCACACAGAAGAGAGACCUUUUAAAUGUAAUUACUGUGGGAAAAGCUUUAGACAGAGACCAAGCCUUGUUAUUCAUUUACGAAUUCAUACAGGGGAGAAGCCAUACAAGUGUAGUCAUUGUUCUAAAAGCUUCAGGCAGAGGGCAGGCCUUAUUAUGCACCAGGUCACUCACUUUAGAGGACUUCUUUGAGAAUUGUUAAAGGCAACAGGCUCCUGCAGAAAUUGACACUCAAAAAAAAAAAAGUCUUAACCGACAGCAGCCUGUUUGUCUUGGAAGAAUCUUUUCGUUUGAGCUUAUGAGAACAGGUUUUAAAAACUAUUUUAAAACCCCGUCUUCCAAAGCAUAUGAAUUGUAGAGUAUCCAUCUACUCUUGCAAUGUUCCCAGAUUCGAUUUAUUCUGUCUCUUAUUUUUUUUUUUUUUAUGACAAUGAAAAGUUUUGUGUCCCAGGCCAACCGUAUCAUAGAUAAAAAGCAUAUAAUUGAUGACAAUCCUUUUCAGGGUAGGGUUAAUAUGAUGGAUAAUCGUGUCCAUCAACAUAUCUCCUACAGCAGCACCAGAAUUAGUCUGCUGUCAUUAUUAAAGGCGAUUAUAUUAGUUCAGAGCUUUAUGUGUCGUAAGUAGCAAGAAAGGAGACAGUGUAUUUUGUCAGAUAAUAAAAAUGUGUCGGGAACACAUUUGCCUGGUAAGAACGGGGUUAUUUCCAUAGAAAGUUUUUAUGUUUAAGGAAAUUAAGAUUUUUAACCCGAGUUGGCUAGUCUGCUUAGUUGGCGGUCUGGAGUGAUGCUGCUUAGAGCUGAGUAUUCAUUUGAGGAUUUCUUUUGUUCACAGAAUAAGUAAGCUCUUUGUGGAAGAAUCCAUUUGACAGUUGAUGUCAUCCAAGUAGAAUUUGAUUUAAUUUAGAUUGACUGAGGAACCAGUGUCUGUUCUUUGUACUCUCCUUUGGUAUUCACCCCUGUGUCUCUCAGUGCUUUUGAAAUUUUACCCAUUCUUUAAUUCAGUGUCCCCCUAACUGUGUGUCAUAGAGCACUUAGUUCUACAAGAUAUUUUACAAAUAACUUCGGGACUCCCUGCUGUCUCCACUUUCUAGAUUCACAGUGCCCAUCAGCAUGUGAGAAUGUCUGAGAGGCCCUCCAGUAAAGGUGUGGCAAAAGCACCUCUUUUGGCUCAGUGUUUUGCCAACCUAUUUGACCCUAGAACCCCUUUUCAUGUACACCCAGUGAUAACCUACAGAACUAGUAUUCUGCAAAUAUUCCUUGGAACACACUGUCUUUAACAAAUAGAUCUAUAGCUUUCAGUAUAGUCUUGUUGCUCCCAAGCCUAGUUAUCUCCAGUUGUUUCAAGGGUGUUAUGAAAAGUUCUUUACAUAUAUACAUUUUUUUUUAUGUAAUACACACACACACACACACACACACAUCAUUUUAAGGAGGUGUGAGGGUCAGUAAUUGAGAUAAUUUAUAUGUCGCUCAGUGAUUCUCAACCUCUUUGAAAUUUACUUAUAACCACAUGCACAUAUUGCUACUUAUAUAAACAUUCUCAUGUAAUCGUGGUAAUGACUCAAAGACCUGUAACAAGGGAAGAACUCUCUUUGUCAGUUAUAGCUGUUGAUACCUGAAAAUAUUCCUUCAGCCUAGUUCCUUGUUGUGAAAUACAAGAGGUAGGACAUUCAAGUAUUUUCCCUUUUUGAAGAUACCAGUCAUUGUUUCCCUAACCUAGAAUUAGGGAAAGUAUAUAUAUUUUUUUCUAUUCCAUUGAAGUUCUCGGAAGUGAUAUUGACUAUAAAUAUUUCCGGGGCAACUACGAUGUGCCCAACUAGUCCUGUUCUAGGCUUAAUGGAAACCAGUAAAGACAUUAAUCCGUGAGUCAGGUUCAUAAGGAGUUUAUAAUAUCGUUAGUUAAACAAGAGUUGGGAAACACAUGGAGGACAAUGCAAGAGAGUUUGGAAUUAAGUGCCAAAUCAUAUGAAGUGCUAGAGCCAGGGUGUGUCUUUAAUUCUUGUCAUCUGGGUCCCUGUAAGAUGCUGCUAUAAGGGUGGGGUUAACGUUGAGACCCCAGUAGCAAUAAACAUGUUAACGUGGGAGGAGUCUGAAUGUAGAGGUGAACAAUGCGGAAUGUAACGGCUCCUCUUUUCUCUCUUGUGGACUUGCAUCCAAACCAGGACAGUGCCUUAGAAAGGAUGUGCCCAACUGCUCUGUAUCUAUGCAAUAUUUUAAUAAAGUGGAAAUGUGUAUGCU
This is a messenger RNA of Callorhinus ursinus (northern fur seal), 3926 nucleotides long. It is a transcript of the gene ZNF449, whose product is annotated as zinc finger protein 449. Gene Ontology annotation, molecular function: RNA polymerase II cis-regulatory region sequence-specific DNA binding; DNA-binding transcription factor activity, RNA polymerase II-specific. Lineage: Eukaryota; Metazoa; Chordata; Mammalia; Carnivora; Otariidae. Gene Ontology annotation, biological process: regulation of transcription by RNA polymerase II. The record is from RefSeq and is a predicted model, not a curated record.